Messenger RNA from Myotis brandtii (Brandt's bat), 827 nucleotides. RefSeq names its product septin-9. The coding region runs from base 16 to 792 and encodes 258 amino acids. The record is from RefSeq and is a predicted model, not a curated record. NCBI's taxonomy places the organism in Eukaryota, Metazoa, Chordata, Mammalia, Chiroptera, Vespertilionidae. Gene Ontology annotation, molecular function: GTPase activity; GTP binding; molecular adaptor activity. Gene Ontology annotation, biological process: cytoskeleton-dependent cytokinesis. The transcript has 9 exons. Gene Ontology annotation, cellular component: septin ring; microtubule cytoskeleton; cell division site.
ACCGGAUGCCCGCCGAUGGCCCCUUCUCCCCCAGGGCAGAGCGGCUUGGGGAAGUCCACCUUGAUCAACACGCUCUUCAAAUCCAAGAUCAGCCGGAAGUCAGUGCAGCCGCCCAGCUCAGAGGAGCGCAUCCCCAAGACCAUCGAGAUCAAGUCCAUCACGCACGAUAUCGAGGAGAAGGGCGUCCGCAUGAAGCUGACGGUCAUCGACACGCCGGGCUUCGGGGACCACAUCAACAACGAGAACUGGCUGCUGCCAACCCCGGGGGUCCCAGGGCAGAGCGGCUUGGGGAAGUCCACCUUGAUCAACACGCUCUUCAAAUCCAAGAUCAGCCGGAAGUCAGUGCAGCCGCCCAGCUCAGAGGAGCGCAUCCCCAAGACCAUCGAGAUCAAGUCCAUCACGCACGAUAUCGAGGAGAAGGGCGUCCGCAUGAAGCUGACGGUCAUCGACACGCCGGGCUUCGGGGACCACAUCAACAACGAGAACUGGCUGCUGCCAACCCCGGGGGUCCCAGGCCCACAUCUCUCCCCCCUGAACCCCCAGAUCACCGCCGACCUGCUGUCCAAUGGCAUCGACGUGUACCCCCAGAAGGAGUUUGACGAGGACGCGGAGGACCGGCUGGUGAACGAGAAGUUCCGAGAGAUGAUCCCGUUCGCCGUGGUGGGCAGUGACCACGAGUACCAAGUGAACGGGAAGAGAAUCCUCGGCCGGAAAACCAAAUGGGGCACCAUCGAAGUGGAGAACAUCCUGCACUGUGAGUUUGCUUACCUGCGGGACCUCCUCAUUAGGUGAGACCUGGGGUGGGGGACCCAGAUCGGGGUGUGGGC